UUUCACUCUCUCGAAUCAUGUCCAAGUCAUCACCUUCCACCGUCCCCUCCUGUACCACCACCAACAUCAUGCUCGCCAUUGUCAACAAGAAGACGUCUUCAAUUGACUUCUAGCAUCCCUUGCGCAACUUCAUUUCCCUCACUUACUUUGAGCAUGAAGUGAUCAGUCUCGAGGAUGAUCUCCCCAUGCUAAAGCAACUCGCUCCUACAUCAAGCGCGUAUUGGACCCCACGCUCUCCAUGCGCCACAAUCUCCAUAAAUUACUUCAAGGCCUUCUGCCUCGUGGAGACGCUCUUUCCUAUCUCCCCUGACAAGGACCACAUCAAUACGAUUACGUUUUUGUGGUAUGAUGCGUUUAAGACCAAGCAGAAGGCCAGUCAACAGAACAUUCAUCUAGAGAAGGCGGCAGUGCUGUUUAAAUUGGGGCAGAUUGGGUUGUUGUUUGAUCGCGCCACCGUGGAGGGGCCGCAGGAGGCAUCGCACACGUUCAUUGCGGUGGCCGGAGCGUUUGCUUAUUUGAGAGAUAAUGCGUCCACGAAGGUGAGUAAGGGGAGCUCCACGACGGUGGAUGUCAGCCUCAAGUGUGCCGGAAUGUUGGAGAAGUUGAUGCUGGCCCAAACUCAAGAGUCUGUGUUUGAGAAUACGAUUGCUAAAAGGAGUACGCGUGGUGUUUGCGCUAAAAUUUCUAGACAUUGUUCGUCGCCGACAUCUCUGGCAUUUUUCUUGUUGAGUGCGCUUUAAUAUACUUGGAUCCCGAUUCAAGUCGUGCUGUUGUUGGAUGGGCUGCAAAAACUUUUUCAACAGCAGUGUUUUUCUUAUAUGAGCAGGUUAUAUGCCUUUUCAAAAGUGGAAGCUGAUUUUUGUAGUUUCAUCUUCUUUAUUAACGUCCUUCACAGUUUUUUUCCUUUAUAAAUUUAUGAUGUUUUUAGGUUUAAUUUAUCUUAGAGUAUAACUAUACGUGUGAUAUGUUUUGUUGUGGUUCUUCAACAGAUCCUCCCAGAUGAUGCUUUUGUGCAGCAAAUGAUCAAAUUUUUGUAGUUGUUUGAUGCUGAUGCUUAAUAAAAAUCAAAUUUGUUAUUGUUGAUUUCUUGUGUGUACUCUUAUUUUUAUAAUUCUAUUUGAUGCUCCAGAGUGCUGUUGCCUGGGACAUGCUGAAAGUUUAUAGCAAUUUUGUUGAUGUUCAAGAGAG
Mangifera indica (mango) is the source of this 1188-nucleotide messenger RNA. RefSeq names its product vacuolar-sorting protein BRO1-like. Gene Ontology annotation, cellular component: endosome. The transcript is spliced from 3 exons. Lineage: Eukaryota; Viridiplantae; Streptophyta; Magnoliopsida; Sapindales; Anacardiaceae. Gene Ontology annotation, biological process: protein transport to vacuole involved in ubiquitin-dependent protein catabolic process via the multivesicular body sorting pathway. The coding region runs from base 186 to 740 and encodes 184 amino acids. The record is from RefSeq and is a predicted model, not a curated record.